Messenger RNA from Clupea harengus (Atlantic herring), 1228 nucleotides. RefSeq names its product intelectin-like. NCBI's taxonomy places the organism in Eukaryota, Metazoa, Chordata, Actinopteri, Clupeiformes, Clupeidae. The record is from RefSeq and is a predicted model, not a curated record. Gene Ontology annotation, molecular function: oligosaccharide binding.
CCCUCUGGUUAGAAUUAGCUCAGUCAUCAUUUCGCUCUCUACAAACACCAGGACUGCAGUAACAAUUUGUUUGUGUCUUAGACCACUUUUUUCAGUCAAACAUGUUACAAGGUAUUCUCCUGCUGACAUGGCUUGCACUGUCUUCACAGCCCAUCCGGUGUGAACCAGGGGGUGAUGCCUAUCCUGCUACCAAUGGCAAUAACGAACUAAAAAAACUUCAGGACAGGUUCAGUUUUGUUGGACGUAGCUGCAAAGAAAUUAAACAGAACUACGGUACUCAUGACGAUGGUCUGUAUUUCCUCACCACCUCCAAUGGGGUAGUGUACCAGACCUACUGUGACAUGACCACGGCUGGUGGUGGAUGGACACUGGUAGCCAGUGUGCAUGAGAACAACCUGUACGGGAAAUGCACUGCGGGGGACCGGUGGUCAAGCCAGCAGGGAAGCAAUCCCAACCUCCCUGAUGGAGAGGGGACAUGGGCCAACAUGAACACCUUUGGGACUCCGGAAGGUGCAACCUCUGAUGACUACAAGAAUCCUGGCUAUUAUGAUAUUGUAGGGGAAGAUGUGUCUGUUUGGCAUGUAGGUAACAACAUUCCACUAAAACACUGGACCUAUGGUUCCAUCCUACGAUACCACACAGUGACAAAGUUUCUAUCACUUAAUGGAGGAAACCUCAACCAGCUCUUCAAGCGCUACCCAGUGAGGUAUAAUGUUGGAGCGUGCAAGACCAACAAUGGACCAUCUAUUCCUGUGGUGUAUGACUAUGGAAACGCUGAGACCACAAGAAACUUCUACGGCCCAAAUUCUAGAAGGGAAUUUGUUCCUGGCUUCGUCACCUUCAGAGUGAUCAACAAUGAGAGAGCCGCCAUGGCCAUGUGCUCUGGAGUCAAACCCACUGGGUGCAACACUGAACACUAUUGCAUUGGCGGUGGGGGACACUUCCCUGAACAAGCUCCUCGCCAGUGUGGUGACUUUGCAAGCUUUGACUGGGAUGGUUAUGGAAGAAAUGCGGGGUGGAGUGCAUCCAGAGAGAUAACUGAAGCUGCUGUUCUGAUCUUCUACCGCUGAGUCAAGAAUGAGGGUCCACAGAUGAAUGGUGGCAGAUGCAAUAUUUGGGAAUCAAUGUGUGCUUAUACUGUGGAGACUUGUUUUGGAUUUCUGCUUAUCCUGAAUUAAAUGCAAUCUCACAAAGGGUGAAAAUACAUACAUUCUCUGUAAAUAUUUUC